AUGCGCUACAGCAAUUGGGAUGUAAUUUUGUUUCCCAGAGACUCGCCUGUUCCGAUUCAGGAGUUCAAGACUGCAUGUUACACCUCUGAGAGCGAAUGUGUGUGGACUGCCCAACCUCUGCCGACCCUCGCGUGUUACAUCGCUUCUCAACCUCCGUCCACACCGUUUCGGAUCUCUGUCCAUUCAUGGAUAGCCCCAGUCAAACCCUCACCAGCAAUCGAGUCAUGUCGGAAGCCGAACGAACGAGUGGUAUUUACAGCCCAAGUCUUGGUGGAUGGCUCUAGGGUAUAUCAUGGUUACUACGAAAUCGAGACCCAGUGGCCAAAAGAGAUAGUGAACGCAAAACCAGCGAUCAGGGACCCGAAUACAACUAGCCAGCAUGGAUCGUUCCUGGAGUUUCCACCAUUCCGUUUUGGCGUUCUAGGGCAAUAUUCGUGGAAUGCUCGAGAGAACGCGGGUCGCAUCAAGUUUAUCUUGUCGGAGCAGCUCGUUCGGAACCGCGGUCCUGACCUUGAGCUUGGUGCUUCGAAUCACGUUGUAUGCUUCACUUUUCAACAUGCCCCACGCGGUAUCCUCGAGCAAGCGGGCAUCGCGUGGCCGAUUCUCAAUCCGCUGUUUCUACCCUUAUCUCAAAGGCCUGAGUGGCCACCAAGCUCACAUCAUUUCGUGUCCAAAUCUCGUGACUUCUCUGCUGAGCCUACAUUUAUCGGUGUCCGUAACGGUGAACCACACACGCGCUCUCGAACCGGUCCGCCUCCCAGAUCAUCUCAGUGGCCAAGACCAUCCGAGAAGGAUUUCGGCAUGGGUACCUGGGAUGCCUGCUUCGCCGGCACGUAUGAAUUCGCUCCUUACUCCAAGCCUUCGGAUCCCUGGGCUGCAGCACCUUUCCAAUCAAAGGAAAUGAAUGAGACUCUUCGGAAGCACCCGAGUCAAGUGCUUGUUAGUUUUAGAGACGACCAACUAGAUCAAAUCAUCGAAGCCGUAAGCCCUUCCAAAAAGCAACACAGGCGAAGCUCUCUGAUAUCUGGUACGACCUUGGCAUCUAAGAUGCAAACCUAUGCUACCCGGUCUUCUGCGGCGGCUCUUUCGAGAAAAUCUUCCUACCAAGGACAGAAUCCAAAGACUGAUAACAAACUACCAACCGGACCUCCACAAGAGCCUCGGAUCCACGAUCCAUAUCAAGAUUCAAAUGAGAUAUUUACCUCUCUCUCGUUCAUGCCUCGACCAGAUAGGAAGGACUCUGAUGUCUCGAUGCGAGAUCCGUCCUCGAUAUUCUCACCGGUGCCGGUAGGAGAACGGAGUAGCCCGGCACAGCUUCCUUCUGCCCAAGGUAAUAUUCAGUCCCGGAAAGAAGGACAUUCUGGAGUUCCACCUACUUUGGAUGCGGGACAGUUACGCAGUUUGCUACCUGACACGGAUCUACCGAAGAGCAGCGAGCAACAUUUCAAAGGUAACUGCAUCAACGCCAACGGUGCACGUGAAGAGCGUGAUUUUGUGCCCGGCCACAAGGGCAUGUCAAGUGUCGAUAGCACUGUGCGUUUGGAGAGACAGCUGUUCAGUGCUUUGGGAGAAGAGCUCUCUGGGUUCAACGAGGAGGUGAUGGAAGACACGCGAGUGAUGCCCCUGGCGGAUGACUUCAGCACCCCGGCGAGUAAGCGCAAGAGGCAGGGUACGACUGAUGAUCGGGAUGGCAGUCCUCUUUGCAAGGUCGCAAGGGAGGACGACCGAGGAGUUUCUCACUCACGAGGAGAGAUUUGA
Molecule: messenger RNA, 1758 nt
Organism: Periconia digitata
Lineage: Eukaryota; Fungi; Ascomycota; Dothideomycetes; Pleosporales; Periconiaceae
Source: the annotation of a GenBank genome assembly